GUGAUGGCGCUGCGACCGCGAGAGCGGCGAGAGCAUCCGUGCAGUCGAUGUUGUGAACCCCUAUUACGAUCCCGUGGCGCGCCGGCGCAUUACAACCUUCUGGUUAGAGUAUCCAUUUUGAUCACAUAUAUCCAUCAAACAACAAUGGCAGAUAUCGAGGAUACUCAUUUUGAGACUGGGGAUUCAGGCGCCUCUGUGACAUACCCUAUGCAGUGCUCAGCACUGCGCAAAAAUGGCUUCGUCAUGUUAAAAUCGCGCCCAUGCAAGAUUGUAGAAAUGUCAACUUCUAAGACUGGUAAACAUGGUCAUGCCAAGGUUCACUUAGUAGGUAUUGACAUAUUUACUUCCAAGAAAUACGAGGAUAUCUGCCCCUCCACACACAAUAUGGAUGUGCCGUUUGUUAAGCGGGAAGAUUAUCAGCUUACAGAUAUAUCUGACGACGGCUAUCUCUGUCUGAUGGCUGAUAAUGGAGAGCUGCGCGAAGAUCUCAAGAUACCUGAUGGUGAUUUGGGAACACAAUUGCGUGCUGACUUUGAAUCUGGAAAAGAGUUACUUUGCACUGUACUGAAGGCAUGCGGUGAAGAGGUAGUAAUCGCCGUCAAAAAUAACACCUCCCUUGACAAAUAAUUGUGUUCAGCCCGACGAUUACGAUGACAGAAGCCCAACAUACAUUCGAGCAGAAACCACCCGCUUAGCCAAUCAAUCAACACCUUUACUAUUGGUCAAACAGGAUAAACAACAAUAAUAUAACCAAAAAAUCUAGAGGAAGAUGAUGAAGAGAGUGAAAGAGCGAAAGAGAGGAAGUGAGAGAGAGAGAGAGAGAGAGAGAGAGAGAGAGAGAGAGAGAGAGAGAGAAAGAGAAAAAGUGUGUCUGAGAGAGAGAGAAAGGGAAUAGAAAACAUGAGAGGGAGAAGGGGAAGAAAGUAAAACGGGCUAGCAGUUCCACGUAACAACAGCAACGCGCCAAUGCGAAAAACGACUUUUAUCGAAAUAAUAUCCGCUUUACUUAAUUAUUUUAUUCAACAAUAUUUAAAAGAAACAAUUCUGGAAAAGCGAAAACUGGGUAUGCGUAAUAUUAUAUACACUUCUACAUAUACACCUAUGGUUAACAGACACGUGCGCACACAUACACACAUACAGAUACACUUGCGCGUAUACCUAAGCAAUUACACACGCGUUGUUUGUUAUAUAAGAAAGUGGCGGCAACUUUUUAGCAGAAAGUUGAUUGGGAAAUAAAAACUGAGAAAGCCUUGAGACACAUCCUGGACCUUUUUUUUUUAAGAAUAGAGAGAAAGAAAUUAUUUACAACAGCUUUGUAACUUAUUACAUUUAUGUGUGUGAGUGCGAGAGAGAGAGUGUGAGAGAGAAAAAGAAAAAGAGAGUACAUGAGAGAAUGCGAGAGAUAAAAAAAGAAAAUUGUUGGAGACCAAUAUGAAGAGGUCGUGGGAAAAGGACCUUAGAGUCCUUAAGCGCGCGCGCGCGGAACAAUUUUUCAUGGGAUGCUAGCGAUGCCCGACACGAAGCAGCUCACUUCAAGCAUCUUUCCUGUAAUGAUCGAUAAGACUGGAGUUUCGCUAUAUGGAAUUUCUAUAGUAUGCUAAAAGUUUCCUUUUUAUAAAAAGAACUCGAGUUCUCGAGAUUUUUAGGUCUAAUCUAGCUUAAACUUUAAAAUUGAAAUUUAUGUAGUUUGAAUAUCUAAAAAGAGAAAGAGUCAAGAACUUAAAAACUGUAACUUUAGAAGUUUGCUGAUUCGGAAGUAGAACAUCUAGUAUAUUUGAAGUCUUAAAUAUCCUAGGAUUCAUAAUUUCAAAAUUAAAACUCUAAUAUUAUAAUUUUGGGAAAUCUAAAUGAGAAAUCUGCAACAUUUAUAAAAUUAAAGCUUGAUUUUUAUAUUGAUAUUUGAGAAAACUUAUAGAUUUCGACAAUGAAAUUCUAAAUUCGGAAUCUAUAAAUUUGUUUUUGAAUCUUUAGGCAUGUAAGCAUGUUGUCAUUUGUUAAGGAUGGCAAAGUGCAGAAGCUUUGAGGAGAACAGUUAUAAAAGGCAAAGUAUACAAAGAUUUGAAAAACGCUCAAAAUUAUGAUAUAAAUGAGUCGGUGUACGAUUUAGACCUUUAAAUCCAGGAACUUCAAGUUCUUGAGGAUCACACAAAAUAACAUUUCGCGCGCUUUAAGAUGGCUGGUGCGGCGCGAUGCAAUAUCGCGUCACGUUCAGAGACUGUAAUUGGCUUACGAAUGCUCAGACUUUAUUACAUUUUGUUGUAAUAUCUCGUUUUAAUAAACAUUUUUCAGAACAGGUUACACAAACCGCCUUCAAUCAAUAAGAUAACUUUUAAUUAGACUAUGUAACGUUAGAACAGAGAUUAUAAUUAGAUAAAGUGAGAAGGGAGAGCCGCGAGUGGAAGAUCCUUGUGUGAACUUGCAAAGUGUGCGUGAAGAAAAUUUUUUUCCUUACAUCCUUUCCAUCUCGUGACAUCGUUUGUAUAAAAAAAAAAAAAUUGUUCCGAAAGUGCAGUCUGAAUGAUUAGGAAUAAUUAUAAGCAGAUAAUUAACUACAAGAGUGUAAUCACAGUUAUCAUUGGAAGGUAUACGUUUUUUCUCCCUCAUGGAACUCUGUGACUUUGAAUUUGCUCGAUUUGGUGUCCUCGCGAUAAAAUUCGCAUCUUGUUUUUCUGUAAAAGAAUUAUCUUCAAUACGACACAGUGUUCUAGAGAUCUCAAGUUUUUAUUUUUUAUGUACAUUAAAACAUUCAGAUUGCUUAUAUAACUUGCUGCGAGAACUUGGCAUCACCGAACCUCAUUAGGAUCGUCGUUUCAAAAUAUGCUCCUAGCGAUUAAAUGUCCUUUAACACUCAAAAGUUCCUUUACGUAACAAAUAAAUACGAAGACCCCAAAUCGCCAAAUAUAUGUAUAUGUAAAUUCC
Molecule: messenger RNA, 2919 nt
Organism: Solenopsis invicta (red fire ant)
Lineage: Eukaryota; Metazoa; Arthropoda; Insecta; Hymenoptera; Formicidae
Gene: eEF5
Product: eukaryotic translation initiation factor 5A
Exons: 4
Coding region: 4-627 (207 amino acids)
Biological process (GO): positive regulation of translational elongation; positive regulation of translational termination
Molecular function (GO): RNA binding; ribosome binding; translation elongation factor activity
Source: RefSeq, a predicted model, not a curated record